This is a messenger RNA of Punica granatum (pomegranate), 624 nucleotides long. Lineage: Eukaryota; Viridiplantae; Streptophyta; Magnoliopsida; Myrtales; Lythraceae. The record is from RefSeq and is a predicted model, not a curated record.
AUGAACGCGCAGGGAAGGGGCAGGGGUCGGGGCCAAGACCGGGGCCGGGGCCGGGGCUGGGGAGGCGGCCGGGGACUGGGCCGGGGCCGGGGAGGCGGCCGGGAACUGGGCCGUGGCCGGGCCAGCCACCACCAAACAUGCGCCGCAUGCAGGCACCAGAGGAGACGAUGCGAAGGGGACUGUAGGCUGGCACCAUACUUCCCAUUGUCCCGGUACGAGGAGUACGCAAGUGCCCACAGGCUUUUUGGCCUUGGCAACAUCAAUAAGAUCAUGAACUCCGCAGCCCAUUGUGAGAGGCAGGGGGCUGCAGAGUCGAUAUUAGCUCAAGGCCGGGCCUGGAAUUUAGAUCCAGUGCACGGCUCCACUGAAAUCAUCAGGACACUCCUCGAAGAGAUAGAUCGUCACGAGAAGGAACUGGCUGUUGUGAAUCAACACCUUGAGUACUAUCGCCGAGGUGGACAGGGAGAGCUUGAUCCUUCCUUAGCUGGGCAGUCCUCGAUUGUUUGCCAGGCAAGUCCCGAAGAACGCGGGAAAAUGAAGGCGAUCGAUGCUCAUCAGAUGGUUAACUGUGAUUACGGAGAUCCUUCUCCGUCAACUGCUGGCACUAGCAAAUUAGAAUUGUGA